UUUGCAAAAUGCUUUUAAGGAGAGGAGAGAACAGGAAGAUGCGGAUAUUGAUACAACCUGCCAAAAACCAACUAGGAAAAUACAAAAGAUUCGAGUGUCUUUUCGAUUCGUUUUAACAAGUUCUAACCAAAGCAAUUCAAACACUUGAAAGUGGAAGAUUAAAGGAAAAGCAAAUCCCCACACAUACAAUGGCUACUAAGUUGAAGAGCGCAAAGUCUAUCGUUCCUCUUUUGGAUCGUAUCCUUGUUCAACGGGUCAAGGCUGACCCAAAGACCGCUUCUGGUAUUUUCUUACCUGAAAGAAGCCUUGAAAAGUUGUCGGAAGGUCGCGUUAUCGCUACCGGAAAGGGCAUGUUGAACAAAACAGGAACUCUCUCUCCUCCUAGUGUGACCCCAGGAGACCGUGUCUUGUUACCUGCUUUUGGUGGAAACAACAUUAAAGUUGGCGAAGAGGAAUAUAGCCUCUAUCGUGAUCAUGAAUUGUUGGCUGUCAUCAAAGAGUAAAGGAAGCUUUGGAUUGCAGAUUUUGCUUAAUAAGAAACCAUGAUUCGUUGUCCAAUGUGAUGUUUUGGAUCUUGGUUUCUUUUCUUGUUGAAUGAAUUAAAUCUUAUAUUUUUUUGGGAAAGAAAAUAGUAAUUCUUGAACCUGGAUCCCAUUUCCUUAGGAAGGAACCCAAGAAAUAUUUAGCAGCAUAUUCUCCAUACCAUAAUUUUGAAAAGAAAUAUAUUCCAUAAAAGAGAUGAUUUCAUUUUGAAACAGUUUUACUCUCUUCCUCCUCUCUAUGUCUUUUUCAAAGAUUCUCAUGAUUUUUAUGAGUAUUAAGUUAGCUUACGAUAGUCCUUGUGUCACUUCCUUGACAAGAACUUUAUUUUUUUUUUCGUCUAUCCUGUUUUUAAAAGGUGAUAUGCAUAGAACAUUCUCUUUCCCAUUAGUACCAUCUUCCAAUCGUUGUAGCUUCUGUCCAAUUAGUGCUGCAGUUGGGACAUGACUCAUAGGCCAAAUGUUUGCAACAAUACACAUGCAAACAAUAUCCACAUUCGCAAACAUAGCCCUAUAAACGUAAGUCAGUUUUGGUCGCUCUGUGUACUUUCCAUUCACAUACCGCUGUGACAAUACCGCGACAAGCAUUACACUCGUAGAGACUACUUUCAUACUCAUUAUGUAGGUAAGCCUCCAUGUCUGCCAAUGCAUGGUUUGUGAAUGUCCAUAUCCCUUCGCGUUGAUUCAACCAACCAUCUCUUUCAAAAGUGCUCAAGUAGUUUUCAAUAAUAGAGGGAGCCAGCGACAUGUCCCGUCGUGCAUACUUGUGAAUCUGGAGUGUAGUUAUCGAGUACUGAUACUCGUCAGCUUGCAUAAUCCAAUCGAUAAUUCUUCGCAUCAGUUCAAUUUGGUUCGUCGAAUAUGGUGUGGCCAUUUGCGAAACAGGGUCACCAGAUAGAUUUUGAAAAUGCCAUGUCGGUCGGCCAUCGAGCUGGUCUUGAAUUUUUUGAAGCUUAAAGUCGUAAUUGUGAAUGUUUUUGUUGAUUUCAUUCAUAGUUUGACUCAGUGAUGCUGACUCACCAAAUAAAUCAUGAAUCAGGCCUUGUACUACAUCCUCAUCAACUCCGAAAGUUCGAUUCAUCACAUAUUGUAGCACAAACUUUUGCUUUUCUGCGUUUUCUUCAAUCCGCGUGUCUCCCUCCAUAACACUUUAACAGUUUAGGAUGAAACAAUAUGUUCCCAAAGGAACUACCUAAUUUUGCUCUGCUUUUUUUUUUUUUUUAACGUGGUACUAACAAUAUCAAAAUUUCUUUCAUAAAAAGCAAGGAGAAACCAGAAUAGCUUAUAUUAUUUACAAAUUCUGUCUUUGUUUUUCUGGCUACCAAAAUUAAAGGGAAAAAUAUUAAAUAAGCGCGUUCAAGGGAAAAGCAAGAAAUCACUUAAAGUAGUAUGAUUUCCUCUUUACAAAAAUAUUUCCAUUAAUGGAAGUGAAUGUAUAUCAAAAAAAAAAAUAAAAUAGUAUAAAAACAAUAAGAAUAAAACAAGAAAAUAACGGUUUUAUGAUAUAUUCGUCCCCUAACAUUACUAUUUCUGAUGAACGUUAUUCUACUGACUGUAAUACUAUAUCUGAACUAAAAGUCGCUUUUUCUUGUUAUAAACAAAUUAUCGGCAAAAGAAAAUCCCAAUUUCCUCCUUUCUGAAUGUUCAGAACCUGCCAAUAAGAAGAUAAAGCCAAAGAAAAUCACUUUAUUUGUUCAACACCCAACUGUUUAUUUAUUUACUUGUUUGUUUACAUGGUAAUUUUCUACAGGAAAUCAAUUCAAUCCGUAAACGCUCAGUAAAUCCCUUUGAUAUCAAUCUUACUUUUAUAAACAAACAAAAUAGAUGUAAAUCC
Schizosaccharomyces cryophilus OY26 is the source of this 2373-nucleotide messenger RNA. Its product is annotated as hsp10-like protein. The transcript has a single exon. The coding region runs from base 189 to 503 and encodes 104 amino acids. Gene Ontology annotation, molecular function: protein folding chaperone; metal ion binding; protein-folding chaperone binding. Lineage: Eukaryota; Fungi; Ascomycota; Schizosaccharomycetes; Schizosaccharomycetales; Schizosaccharomycetaceae. Gene Ontology annotation, cellular component: mitochondrial matrix. The record is from RefSeq and is a predicted model, not a curated record.